This is a messenger RNA of Emiliania huxleyi CCMP1516, 1302 nucleotides long. RefSeq lists its product as hypothetical. The transcript has a single exon. The record is from RefSeq and is a predicted model, not a curated record. Gene Ontology annotation, biological process: signal transduction. The coding region runs from base 1 to 1302 and encodes 433 amino acids. NCBI's taxonomy places the organism in Eukaryota, Haptophyta, Isochrysidales, Noelaerhabdaceae.
AUGUGUUUGCAUGCGUCGGUCCUCUCGCUCAGUUUCCCGCGGCUCAUCUCUCUGCACGAACGGCCAGGCUACUUUGUUCCGUUGGCAACGCUCCCAUCCCACGCGGCAGCGGGGCUGGCAUCGGCGAACACAAGCGAUGGUCGCACCCUCUUGGUGCUUGCCAACUUUUGGGGCGGCGCCUCUCACGUCUUUGCCUUUGCCGGUGGAGCGUUGACGAAGCUGCAGGAGCUACCGACCGACAUGGCCCACGACUGGGAAAUCGCACGCCUCUCCGACGGCCGCACACACGCCAUCGUAGCCAACUACGGGGGCGCAGUCUCCACCGUCUACCAGCUGAGCGACCCGCGGGUUCCGCCGCCGGAGCCUCUGCCGCCGCCGCCGUGCAGCGAUCAGCACGCCGCAUGCCGCGACUGGCAAACAGCCGGCGAGUGCGCGCACAACCCCACCUUUAUGCGCGAGCAGUGCCAGCAGAGCUGCGGCAGCUGCGCCGCGCCCGGAGCAGGCCCGUUCGUGCCCGUGCAGCUGCUGCCGACCGAAGCGGCGUCGGCCGCGCACCACUUUGUCGUGCGCACCGCCGGUGGCCCGAGCCGAGACUUCUUGCUCGUGGCGCAGCGCCGCGUCGCCCUCUUUGAGUUUGACCCGCAAGCGGCGCAGUGGCGGCUCUUCUUGCAGACCAACGCGACCGGCAUCUGCGAGUUCGCCAGCUGCGAGGCGCCCAGCGGGGAGGCGGUGCUCGUGUUUGCCCAGUGGCACGCGGGCGGCACCUUCCGCACCGCCAGCGCAGUCUAUGCUUUCGAUCCGGCAGCCUCCCAGCCGCUGCAGCUGCUGCAGGAGCUGCCGACGCUCGGGGCGCACGACGCCGAGUGCUUCACAGUCGAGGGAGGGGAGGGGAGCGAGACGCUGCUCGCGAUCGCAAACGUGCGCGACGACGCCUCGCAGCGCGUCUCUUCCGCCAUCUACCGCCUCGACGGACGAGCACUCGUCGAGGCGCAGCGGCUCGACACCGUCGGCGCGCACGAUCUCGAGCCUCUCUGGGCGGGCGGCCGGCGGCUGCUCGCCGUCGCAAACCAGGGCGACGGAACCUCCUGCAACGCCUCGGUGGACGUGUACGCGCACGCGCCCCGCGGGUGGGAGCUGCUCCAGUCCCUCCCGACCGGCUGCUGCGUGUACGUCCACUCCUUCCGCGACAGGGGGCGCCUCCUCCUCGGCGCGGCGGUGGAGCGAAUCGGCUCCGAGCCCGCGCAAGCUGACACGUACCGCACAGACUCACUCGUGUUUGAGUGGAUAGAGCAGACGUACUAG